GCGUUCGGGAUCCAGGCUCUACACCUAGGUCAUCAAUACUAACACACACAGAGUCAAUACAUUGCUCCAGCAAAUACUGGGCCAGCUCCAGUUAGGGCUAUGGCAGAGAUGAUUUGACUUAUUCUGUGCUGGUCUUAACGCGUGGCAGUACGGUAUCUCACAGACCCAACAGAUGUUUAUAUGGGUUCAGACAAAAGGCCUACUGCUGGCUAUUUUCGAAUUACUUGUACAUAUUCAUUACAUGACAACACUUGGAUUGAAAAUGCCUCAUCAAAGCAUCAGAUAUUUAUAAUGCUUCGAAAGAACAAUGUGUCAUCAAACAAAAGUGAGAAGUUAUUUUGGCAUCCAGUUCGAUACACAUGAAGUCACAUAAUUUGUCUUGGCAGGAGGUAUAGUUCAUGGAAGGCAAUUGAAGUUGAAAGCUGAUCCUCUUGUGAAUCUUAUAUUGGAAGUGUUGAUUUUGACAUGUAGUGAGGAUGUGCCAAAAGACUAAGUAUUAUAUGUUUCGAAGUUUUAGCUUUAAAUAUACUGAUGCAAGG
Messenger RNA from Plasmopara halstedii, 539 nucleotides. RefSeq lists its product as uncharacterized. NCBI's taxonomy places the organism in Eukaryota, Oomycota, Peronosporomycetes, Peronosporales, Peronosporaceae. The record is from RefSeq and is a predicted model, not a curated record. The transcript has a single exon. The coding region runs from base 181 to 363 and encodes 60 amino acids.